AUGGCUGCCGAGGAUCUGCUCGGCUUUUUAGAGAAACCAGCGUACGACUGCGAAGUUGUUCGAAUGUUUCUUAAGGAGAUAUUGGCGGGCGUCAUCCUGGAAUCUACUCUUUCAACGUGCUCGAAGCCGGAGUGGAUAAACAGCUGGAUCGUGUAUCUGUUGGAAGAUGGAGAGCCUGACUUCAACCAGGCAAUCGAUGUUGGAAUGCAGACCGGUCGUGAUGCCAACGCUGCCGUCUUUGCCGACGUUGAUAGCACUUCAGGGGCCGUCACUGUUGUGAGAGCUGCCGCUCCUGAUAUCGCCCAGAUCGGGAAGAAAGAGAACUUGUGUAAUCAUAAGAAACAACUAAGCAAGGCUGACGAGGAUAUGGAGGAGGCUCUCGAAGAGAUGAAGCGCAUGAACGCACUUCUCGUGGCGGAAGAGGCUAACUUUUACGAGCUUUGA
Parascedosporium putredinis is the source of this 444-nucleotide messenger RNA. The record is from the annotation of a GenBank genome assembly. Lineage: Eukaryota; Fungi; Ascomycota; Sordariomycetes; Microascales; Microascaceae.